Messenger RNA from Hibiscus syriacus, 1318 nucleotides. RefSeq lists its product as uncharacterized. The record is from RefSeq and is a predicted model, not a curated record. Lineage: Eukaryota; Viridiplantae; Streptophyta; Magnoliopsida; Malvales; Malvaceae. The coding region runs from base 220 to 1137 and encodes 305 amino acids. The transcript has 3 exons.
AAAGAAAGAAAGAAAAGAAAAGAAAAACAACAGCAAAAAGUUAAAAAGAAAACCCUAACACAAAUGCAAUCUCACAUUUACGUAACGCGUAUAGCAUCUUCCUAAGGACUUCGUGUUUCACUUCACACGGCGAUCAGAUCAGUCUUCUAACUGGCGAUCAGAUCAGUCUUCUCACUGGCGAUAGAUUGUUACCUUUACUCAUAAUCGCAAUUCCCUGGAAUGGACCACUAUGUCAUGCCUGUGCCGAGAAGGGGUGAGAUGAAGCAUAAAGGAAGAAAUGUAGUUUGGUCGGUUGCAAUGGACAAGUGUCUUAUUGAAGCUCUGGCUAUUCAGGCUAAAAACGGCAAUAAGAUUGACAAAUGUUUCAAUGAAAACGCAUAUACCGCUGCUUGUAUUGCCGUGAAUUCUCGUUUUGAUUUAAACUUGAACAAUCAAAAAGUUGUGAAUCGCCUUAAGACGAUUAAGAAAAGAUACAAGGUAAUGAGAGAUAUGCUAAGUCAAGAUGGAUUUUGGUGGAAUCCAAAUACGAAAAUGAUCGAAUGUGACAAUGAAGAUCUUUGGAAAAGCUAUGUGGUGGCACAUCCUGAUGCAAAAGGGUUCCGAAGAAAACCGAUCGAGAUGUAUGAUGAGCUAAAGAUUGUUUGCGGAAAUUACCAAGCACCUAGUCGUUGGGCGAAGAUGAAGGAUGGAAGUCAUCCGACAAGCUAUAAGAACUUUGAAGAAGAUUCUGCUUCUUUUGUAUCACCAAGUUCAGAUGACGCAAGUGAUACUGAUGGAACACAGUCAUAUACAGGGCCCCCGGAGUAUUUGCAAGAUGGAAGUCAAGACCCUCCUCCGAUGGAGCCUCCCAGACAACUUCCAAAGCGACGACGUGGCUCAGAUUCUCUUCAAGAGGCAAUGCUUGCAGUGGCAUCCAGCAUUCGAAGGUUGGCUGAUGCCAUCGAGCAGAGUAAAACUACAAUCAAUGCCUCUGAAUUGCUAGACGCAGUUAUGGAGAUCGAUGGACUGGAAGAAGCUAAACAGAUGUACGCAUUCGAGUAUUUGAACGCUGACCCUAUCAAAGCGAGGGCCUUCAUGACAUACAAUGUUCGGAUGAGGAAAACGUAUUUGUUUAGACAGUUUUGGUGGUGGAAAUGAUCGGACCGGGGAUCGCAACUGCAAACAUUUUCGGUAUAUAAUUUACAAUAGCAUGGGGAUAUUUAUGGAUGUUGACACAUUAAAAACCUUGUUUCAGUCGUUCGUGGAGGUUAAAUGUACAGAUUUCAGAUGUUAAGUGAUUAAACAUUUAUGGUUUGAUGCUUUAGUCUCGUUUUGUAAA